Messenger RNA from Punctularia strigosozonata HHB-11173 SS5, 3102 nucleotides. RefSeq names its product Rad4-domain-containing protein. The record is from RefSeq and is a predicted model, not a curated record. Gene Ontology annotation, cellular component: cytoplasm; XPC complex; nucleotide-excision repair factor 2 complex. Gene Ontology annotation, molecular function: single-stranded DNA binding; damaged DNA binding. The transcript is spliced from 10 exons. NCBI's taxonomy places the organism in Eukaryota, Fungi, Basidiomycota, Agaricomycetes, Corticiales, Punctulariaceae. Bases 139 to 3102 code for a protein of 987 amino acids. Gene Ontology annotation, biological process: mismatch repair; nucleotide-excision repair.
ACGCGACGCGACGCGCUCCCGCCCACGAUGACUUCACGUCCGCCCAAGUCAGCGAUGGCCGAGGCGUCGUUCUCGACCAGCAACCAUUCCGUCAACCGUUCUGGGCGCAGUCGUAGCACAAGACAUCACUAGUGCUCCAUGUCGAGCGUCGCGGACAACAGCUCCAUCGCGGGCGGCGAAAGCAGCGACGAGGGUGACUGGGAACCAGUGGACGUUGCUGGCGCGUACGACAUCCAACUCGAUGAUGAACCUGAGGCGGGACUGUCGACUGCGCGGGGACAUCUUGAGAUUACGAUUCAGUCUGCACAAAAGAAGGGAAAAGAUGACGAGAAUCGAAAGAGGGUCAUGUCGCAAGCCGAACGUGUGAUGCGCAUCAAUUGUCAUAAGAUACAUACCGUUGCCCUAAUAUCGAAUGCCUCUAUACGAAACAAGUGGCUAAAUGAUCCCUUGCUGCAUGCUCGUCUCAUGUCGCUCACCCCGCUCGCGCUCCAAAACUCGUUCACCAUGAUCACCAAGUCUCGCAUCCCUGAGGCCGUCAAGCGAGGCCGUCUGUUCGAGUCCGCCGUGUCUCGCCUCGUCGAGUGGUGGGUCCAGUUCUUCGAAGUCAUCCCCGAAGGACACAUCCGCAGUCGCACGUUCGACGAGGUUCGCGCGGAGUCCGCGAGGCUCGAACGUGAGAAGCGAAAGAAGGCGAAGGGCAAGGGCAAGGCUCGUGCCCAAUCUAGCGACGAAGACGAAGAGGAGGCUGAGUUGAUUCGGAGCGCCAAGAGUCUGAUGAAGCACGCGUUGAUGAGAGAGGGAUCGCGAGACGUCAGUGCACAACUGUUUACUGCGCUCUGCAGAGCGCUCGGAAUACCCGCCCGACUGGUUGUAAGCCUUCAGAGCGUGCCCUGGCAAGCCGGAGUAGGCAAACCGAAGCCGACUACCGCAAAAAGGAAGAAGAAGAAAACAGCGGCCACUGCAAACGAAGAGUACGACGACGACAUGGAGGAAGUCGAUAUACCGGCCAAAACUUGGGAUGAGAAACAAAGGGAUUUGGCCUUCCCGGGGGAUGGGGGUCGGUUAGACGGAAGUAGCUCGUCAUCGGCGAAGGGCAAGGGCAAGGCAGCCCCUCCUGUCAUCAAACUACGGAAGAGCAAGCCCAAGGGUAACCGGCUGGACUCUACCCCGCCUACACACCAAGAGCCGGAAUCCCCUGACCCGCUGGAAACGCCGCCCGUGUUUUGGACAGAAGUUUUCUCCAAGCCGGAUGGACGCUGGAUACCGGUUGAUCCUAUUCGUUGCAUCGUCAACAAACGCAAAGCUUUCGAUCCGACACCGGCUUCGGGUCCAGCCGCAGGUCCCACUUCGGAGCUUUUUGCGGCUGCUGGAGGUGCCGAUCUGUACGGGACACCGGCGACUCCCACGACCGCUCGUCAAGGGCGUACGAAGGUCGAGAAUAGAAUGAUGUACGUGGUCGCGUUCGAGGAGGAUGGCCACGCGCGCGACGUGACUCCUCGCUAUGCAAGGCAGUUCGGGGCGAAGGUGGCGAAGCUGCGCGGCGGAGGCAAGGCGCGAGAACUCUGGUGGGACAGUAUCAUGUCGGUCUUUACCAGGCCUUACCGUCUGCAAAGAGAUGAUGUGGAGGACGAAGAAUUGGAGAUCAACCAGAUGACGGAGGCCAUGCCAACCUCCAUGGCAGGAUUCAAAGACCACCCAUUAUACGUCUUGGAGCGACAUCUGAAGAGGGACGAAGUCAUCGAACCGCGGACUGAGAUCGGCAAAUUCCGCGGCGAGCCCGUAUUUCCGAAGUCGAACGUGAUCUCUCUAAAGACCGCCGAAAAUUGGAUGCGUAGCGGGCGAAAGGUCAAGGAAGGCGCGCAACCCAUGAAGUGGGUGAAGCAGACCGCGGUGACAGUCAAUAAGCGGCGGGCCAUCGAGAUGGCUCUUGCCAACGCGGCAGAAAAUGGUCAAGGACAAGGCAACGAGAACGUGCCCAAGCAGGGGUUAUAUGCGCGUAGUCAGACCGAACUCUACCGACCGGAACCAGUUAUAGACGGUAUCAUUCCAAAGAAUGAUUUCGGUAACAUCGACCUUUAUGUCCCAUCUAUGCUACCAGAAGGCGCGGUGCACGUUCCACUUAAGGGCACUGCGAAAAUUGCACGACAGCUCGGUUUUGAUUACGCUGAGGCUGUUACGGGCUUUGAGUUCAGGAAACGACGAGCAAAUCCGGUGAUCACGGGCAUCGUUAUCGCGGCGGAGAACGAGGAGGCAUUGCUGGAGGCGUAUUGGGAAGCGGAAAAGGUGGCCGCCGAGAAAGCCAAAGCCAAGAAGCAUGAUCAAAUUCUGAAGCGCUGGACCAAACUGGUUCAAGGUUUGCGUAUUCGCCAGAGGAUGCUGGAGCAAUACUCUACAGGCGAUACCGAGAAGGCGGAGAAGUCAUUGGAGAUCACAAUCUCCACUGAGCAGCACGAAGCGGGAGGUUUCCUGACCGAGGCAGACGAUGUCGCGCAGGCUGAUCUUGUGGUUCAGCCGUAUCACAUGCCCAAGUACCAGUACUCAGAGACGCAGCCUCUUGCUUCGACGUCUCUCGGAUUCGGAAACGCGUCGCGACGGGCUCCAGACAUCCUCGAUGUUCAGGACGACGCGGAGAGUCUGAAACCACUCGAUGACACAGUGAAUGCGGAGGAGCCGGACGAGGACGAGGACAUGGAAGAUGUCUUCGUCACGUCUGAUACCAUCGUCCAAGCGAACGGUGGGCCCCUGACCAUGGAACAACUCGCCUCUACUACCGCGAAACGCGCGGUCGGCGGAACCACGGCACGGUCCAGCCGGAUAGCUUCGUCUGCCGCUAGCUCUGCCCGGUCCAGUCCGCAACUCAACGGGAGGAAGACGAGGGGAUCAUCAGCCAGGAAACGUCGCAAAGACUCAUCCAGUUCCUCGGAGAACGUCAAACCGCAACCUGCGGGGACAUCCCGCGCUAAGCGUGGCAAGACCGCUGCUACAACUCCUGCGGCUCAAACCCCGACGCGCGUCUUGCGAUCGCGCAAGACGAAGACCGCUGAGCAGCUCAAGGAAGAGGCGGAAGCGGAGGCAGCGUACCGGAAAGCCACUGCGGAAUAA